Molecule: messenger RNA, 1314 nt
Organism: Rubroshorea leprosula
Lineage: Eukaryota; Viridiplantae; Streptophyta; Magnoliopsida; Malvales; Dipterocarpaceae
Source: the annotation of a GenBank genome assembly
GAAACUGUUGGUCACACGCAUACAAAUCUUUUCCUAUCAAAACUACUGCCUCUCUGAGUUUUGGCACUCAUCAAGAGAGGCAUGCCUUCUUUGAGCAAGAGUUUUAGCAGUGAAGAUGAAGGCGAUCUCCGGAGAGGACCAUGGACCCUUGAAGAAGACACUCUCCUUGUUCAUUACAUAGCUCGUCACGGUGAAGGACGAUGGAAUUUGCUCGCAAAACAUGCCGGCCUGAGGAGAACUGGGAAGAGUUGCAGACUGAGAUGGUUGAAUUACUUGAAACCCGAUGUCAAGCGUGGAAACCUUAGUCCAGAAGAACAGUGGCUGAUUCUUGAACUGCAUUCUAAAUGGGGUAACAGGUGGUCAAAGAUUGCACAACAUCUACCAGGAAGAACAGAUAAUGAGAUCAAGAAUUACUGGAGAACCAGGGUGCAGAAACAGGCGCGGCAUCUUAAGAUCGAUGCCAAUAGCACAGCUUUCCGGGAUUUUAUUAGAUUAUUUUGCAUGCCUAGAUUGAUUCAGAAGAUUGAGGGAUCUUCAUCUUCAUCAUCAAUUAUGUCGCCUCAGAAUUCAUCAGCGCUUCCUCCACUUUUGGAUUCUGCCUCUAAGCCUAAUUCAACACCAGUAGCAGCUUCACUACUACCUAAUACAGGGCAGGGGCCUAGUACCCUGAGUGAAGCAAUACAGAGCCUGGAUCUCCACGAUCAAAAUUCAGAUUCAUCUGAAUAUAACUGCACAAAUUCAGCCAUCUCUUCACAAAUUUCUCAAUUUUCAAAAUGCCCAACAAGUCCUUUUCAUGUCAUUGGUAAUAAUGUUGAUCAUAACAUACUUGGAAAGGAUUUUUCUGUUGAUAAUGGUUGCUAUGACAUGGAAAGUAUGAACUUGGUGGCCACCUCAUCAAUGGUUGAGAAUUACUCAAUCGGGGAUUUCCCCGUGGACGAUAGCAAUUGGUUUGACAGUGGUUUCUCAGAUAGCCUUUGGAACAUGGGAGGAUAAUGGGAACUUAAAAACUUACAGGAAAGAGGAAGCUAGCUAGUCUUGUUUUUGUCAAAUGGUACUGGCUCAAUUUCAUCUUCUGAUGUUAAUUCUCUCGUAACAUAGCAAGGUUUCUAUUUUUUUUUUCGUCAAUUUAUUUACUUUCAAUUUUAAUUUACAAUCAAAGUUUAAUGAUCCUAGGGAACGGAUUCAGAAUCUCAAGUUGUGUAAACUUAUAUAUUUUCGUUUUGCCCCCUUUAACUACAGAGGGUAGCAUUAUAAUAUUCUUUAUCAUUGCAUAUAUUGUGGUGAUUAGUUUAUCAAUCAACAUGUAAACAAUUC